CCCAUCUCUGUACACCAAGUGCAUCAUCAAAUCUUUCUUGCUUCGUCUUGUGCUGUUUGACUGCACGUUUCGUUUGACAAGAGCUUUACAUUUGAAAUGGCACCGGCCUCACUUGUCCAGACGAAGCUGAUCGCGGCCUCGUCGCUGCAUUCUCGUCUACCACGGAUCCAACAUGCCUAUGUCUGGCCUUUCUUCUUCCUCUAUCCUGCCUGGGCAUUCAUCUACCUCUUCCGCUAUGAUGAGCUGAUCAAAUCCGAGGAAAUCACUUUCGUCACUCUCGGCUCACUUCUUGUUAUCAACGCACUUUUGUUCCUGACCUGUCAAUGGAGUGUCUCGAUUAAAGCCUCUUUGACAUGUAAAAAAGAAACUGAUCCUAUGAAAGCAACAGUCAUUCGAAUUAUUCCUCAAAAGCAUCGCGGAUUGGGUGCUCUCUGUGAUCUUCACCAUGAGAAUGGUUCGAUUUUCUUCUUCUUCCAAAAAAAGAAAUACAUUUACAAUGCUGAUAAAAAGCUGUUUGUCAAGCUCAAGUAUCCAUCUGAUACUGGUUUAACCAUGGGUGAACUUCAAAAAAGCGAGGGAUUGAAUGAGGAGCAGGCUAAAGCAUCAACAGCUACCUAUGGCAUGAAUCGGUUCGAUAUCCCUUUACCAAAGUUUAUGGAGCUUUUCAAGGAGCAUGCUGUUGCACCAUUUUUCAUCUUUCAGAUCUUCUGCGUGGCCCUUUGGUGUCUGGAUGAGUACUGGUAUUACUCUAUUUUUACUCUCGUUAUGUUAGUUAUCUUUGAGUCCACUGUUGUCUGGCAGCGUUUGAGAACGAUCGGUGAAUUCCAAGCUAUGUCGAUUAAACCAUUCAGUGUCAACGUUCGUCGCAAUGGCAUCUGGGUUAAUAUUAUGUCAGAUGAACUUUUGCCUGGUGAUCUUGUGUCGAUUGUACGCACCAAGGAAGAGUCAGGAGUACCUUGUGACAUGGUUAUUGUCGAUGGAUCUUGCAUUGUCAACGAGGCUAUGUUGUCAGGAGAAUCGACACCAUUGCUAAAGGAAGGUAUCAUGCUUCGCGAGGCGGACGAUGUCUUGGAAUUGAACGGUGCUGAUAAGCUCAAUAUGUUGUAUGGAGGUACCAAGGUCCUGCAAGUUACACCUCCUUCUACUUAUCUGAAAGCACCGGAUGGAGGAUGUAUCUGCUAUGUUGUUCGCACUGGCUUUGGAACCGCUCAAGGGAAAUUGGUUCGAACCAUGGUUUAUUCUACAGAGCGUGUUACAGCCAAUAACCUGGAGGCGCUACUCUUCAUUCUAUUUUUGCUCAUUUUUGCCAUCGUUGCUGCCUACUAUGUUUGGGUCGUUGGAUUGGAGACCGGACGCAAGCGAGGAAAGCUUCUUUUGGACUGUAUUUUGAUUAUCACCUCUGUUGUGCCCCCAGAGCUGCCCAUGGAGCUGUCAUUGGCUGUCAACACAUCUCUUAUUGCGCUCGCACGUCAUCAUAUCUUUUGUGUCGAGCCUUUCCGUAUCCCAUUUGCUGGAAAAGUCGACGUUUGCUGCUUUGACAAGACUGGAACAUUGACUGGAGAGGAUCUUGUCGUUGAGGGUGUUUGUGGCAUCGAUGCCAAAGCGCCUGAGAAGCUUGUUUCACCUGAAGACGCCCCUAUGUCCUCCCGUCAUGUUCUUGCUACAGCGCACGCAUUGGUUCAGUUGGAGGAAGGCCUUGUCGGUGAUCCUAUGGAACGUGUUACUCUGGAGGCUUUGAAAUGGAAAGUCGGUAGAAACGACAAUGUCUUCCCUUUGAAUCCUCAAAACAAAUCUGAACAUAUGGUGAUCCGACGUCGAUUUCAAUUUUCUUCAGCAUUGAAGCGCAUGUCGACUAUCUCCACAUUGUCCAGCCCCGAGUUCAAAACCACUAAACUGUUUGUUGGUGUCAAAGGUGCCCCUGAGACAUUGAAGAAUAUGUACACUGAGGUGCCUAAGUAUUAUGAGGAUACCUACAAACAAUUCACCCGCCGUGGAAGCCGAGUCUUGGCCCUUGGAUACAGAUACCUGCCUGAUGGAUUGAACGCUGACCAAAUCAACGCAUUGACUCGCGAUAAUGUCGAGACCCAGCUUAAAUUUGCUGGCUUUCUUGUCUUCCAUUGUCCUCUUAAAGAAGACUCUGUCCAGGCCAUCAAGAUGCUUAAUGAAUCCUCUCACCGCUGUGUUAUGAUCACUGGAGAUAACCCAAUGACUGCCUGCCAUGUUGCCCGUCAAGUCGACAUCGUAAACCGCGACGUUAUGAUUAUGGAUGUGCGUGAAGAUGGACGCGGUGCCGAUGAUCUUAUCUGGAAAUCUAUCGAUGAGACUAAGGUUAUUGAUCUAGACCCUUCCAAGCCCUUUGAUCCCACCAUUUUCCGCGACUAUGACAUUUGCGUUACUGGACCGGCCAUGUCACAGUAUGAGAACAAGCCUACAUUUGAGGAGCUUGUCCGACACACUUGGGUAUAUGCUCGUGUCUCGCCUGGACAAAAGGAGACUAUUUUAACGACAAUGAAAGGCUGCGGCUACACGACUCUGAUGUGUGGAGAUGGCACCAACGAUGUUGGAGCUUUGAAGCAGGCUCAUAUUGGUGUUGCCCUAUUGGAUGGCAAACCCGAGGAUUUGGCUAGAAUCGCAGAGUAUAAUCAAAUUCAGCGUCUCAAGAACGUUUACGAGAAUCAGAUCAAGUUUACUGCCCGAUUUAACAUGCAGCCUCCUCCAGCCCAUGCCAAGAUCGCACACCUUUAUCCCCCUGAGGUUAUUGCUGCUAAGCAACAAGCCGCUCGCGAGGCUGCCGGAAUUGGUGCUGUUGAUGAGAAUGGUCGUCCUGUUCCUGCUAGGCCCCAGCUCGACAUGAACGGUCUCGCUGGCAUGAUGGAAGACUUGGAUGAGGAAGCACCACCAACUAUAAAACUUGGAGACGCUUCAGCUGCUGCCCCCUUCACAUCGAAGCUUUCUACUCCUAUCUCAAUUGUCAAUAUCAUCCGUCAAGGGCGUUGCACGCUAGUUGCCACCAUGCAAAUGUACAAGAUUCUCGCUCUCAACUGCCUGAUCACUGCUUAUUCUUUGAGUGUAUUAUAUUUGGAUGGUAUUAAGUUUGGAGAUUUCCAGGUUACGAUCACUGGCAUGCUCAUGGCUGUAUGCUUCAUGUGUAUUUCUAAGGCAACACCCUUAGAAACCUUGUCCAAGGAGCGUCCUCAACCUAACAUCUUCAACUUUUACAUCAUCUUGUCGGUAUUGGGUCAAUUUGCUGUUCACAUCUUUUCAUUGAUCUACAUCACACAUGAGGCCAAAUUGAUCGAGACAGAUCGCGAGAUUGACCUGGAGCGUACAUUCGAACCCGGUCUUUUGAACUCUGCCAUCUAUCUUAUCUCACUUUCGAUGCAAGUCUCGACAUUUGCGAUCAACUACAAGGGCCAUCCUUUCCGUGAAAGUUUGAAAGAGAAUACUUAUUUGUACCGUGGAUUGAUCGCGGUCGGAGGUGUAGCAGUUGCCGGUGCAACUGAGUUUAUGCCCGAGUUCAAUGAGUGGCUUCAGCUAGUGCCCUUCCCUGAAGAUUUCAAGGCCAAGCUGAUUGGCAUCAUGGCGUUUGACUAUUUUGUAGCGUGGGGUAUUGAGAUUGUGUGCAACAAGCUCUUUGGCAACUUUGCAGCCAAGGACAUUGUCAGAAAGUAGAAUCUUUUUUUUUCUCUUCAUAUCACUUGAAUUACUGAAUAGAGGCAUUUAAAACAUAUUAGGGUAAAGCACAUUGAUUGCUUAAUAAAAGAAGAAAAAUAAUUGAG
This is a messenger RNA of Lobosporangium transversale, 3779 nucleotides long. RefSeq names its product endoplasmic reticulum Ca-transporting P-type ATPase. The transcript has 6 exons. Gene Ontology annotation, biological process: intracellular calcium ion homeostasis. The record is from RefSeq and is a predicted model, not a curated record. Lineage: Eukaryota; Fungi; Mortierellomycota; Mortierellomycetes; Mortierellales; Mortierellaceae. The coding region runs from base 97 to 3672 and encodes 1191 amino acids. Gene Ontology annotation, cellular component: endoplasmic reticulum membrane. Gene Ontology annotation, molecular function: ATP binding; P-type ion transporter activity; ATP hydrolysis activity.